AACUUUUAUCAUUGGGCGAAACUUCUCCCUACUUCGGUACAUGUUCCGCUAAAUUAUACCGGUCGUAUUUCUGCGCUUCUGCCGGCAUACAAUUCUUUGUAGUUUUUAAGUUUUUAAUAAAGCCUUUGUUUACGGUGCUCUAGGGAAGGUGCUACGUUCCUAAUUAAGAAUCCCUCAUGGACACUGUUCACGAAGAAAUCAGUCCGCCUCCAUCUCCCCGUUUCGUUGCUAUAUCUGAUACUGAAACAUACUACCAACCACACUCGAUUCCCCUCAUCAAUGUUAACAACGAGCUGCCGCCCAGCUUGCUGUACAAGGAGGACGACUUCUCUUCAUCAUGCCAAAGAAGAGAUUCUACUCCAGUAACUCUAACAAAACAGGGUUUCUCUUCUCUCAUCACACGACGUAGGGAUGCUGCAUCUCUAACUACGUUACCAUGUCACCGGAAGGAUGACCACUACUCAUCACAACAUGGAAGUACUCAACGGAGGGAUUCUUUGAGUUUGCCAGGUAGCUUACUGCAUAGGAGGGCAGAGUCUCCUCCAUCGGUCCUGCAAUCGCACCCACGGACAACAUCUCCAACCUAGUGUUGUGCGUCAGAUAGCGUCUGAAUCUAUUGAGAUGUUAUAGUGGAAGCCCGCAUCUACCAAACUACCUUUUAUACCAAAGGACACUAAAUG
Acanthoscelides obtectus is the source of this 680-nucleotide messenger RNA. The record is from the annotation of a GenBank genome assembly. Lineage: Eukaryota; Metazoa; Arthropoda; Insecta; Coleoptera; Chrysomelidae.